AUGACCGAGAUGAACGAUAAGAAGAAUGAAUCCGACAUUGAGCGGGCAGGGGAGCUGGUGCCGAUUGAUCCUCGAGUGCCUGGCAAUGACAAGGAGCAAAUCCAUGAACCAGUCCCCGGAGAGCCGCUUGAACAAACGCCUUCCAAAUCACCUGCAGCGACAACAUUUUUGUCCAGGCAGCUCUCUCGAGUGCGAACCAAGGACAGUAUCGACCCAGGCCCACCACCGGAUGGAGGAUUCCAAGCUUGGUUCCAGGCAUGGCUGGGCCAUCUUGUCAUCUUCAACACAUGGGGCUACAUCAACAGUUUCGGCUUGUUCCAGACCUACUAUGUGAAUGAGAUGAGAAUCGGUGGGGAAAGCUCAGUGGCAUGGAUUGGUACGACUCAGGUAUUUGUUCUCUUUGGGAUAGGGACUUUUAGUGGCAGAGGAUUGGAUGCUGGGUACUUCCGCAUACAGUACAUUGCGGGCAGUAUCAUAUAUGUCGUCGGCAUGUUCUUGACGAGUCUUUGCACCGAGUAUUACCAGAUCUUCCUCGCACAAUCUCUUUGUGUGGGGAUUGGAUUGGGAUUGUGCUUUGUACCUACCUUGGCAUUGGUGAGUACCUACUUCUUGAAGAAGAGGUCGAUGGGAAUAGCCAUUGCGGUCACGGGCUCCACGACUGGUGGGCUAGUGUUCCCGGCUAUCGCAGAGUCCUUGCUACCCUCUGCCGGCUUUCCUUGGACCAUGCGAACGAUGGCAUUUGUCCAGAUGGCCUUUGCGAUCGUGACGGCAAUUUUCCUCAAGCCACGUUUACCACCUCGAAAGAGUGGGCCAUUGGUGGAAUGGGCGGCAUUCCGCGAGACUCCAUAUACACUCUAUUGCCUUGGUACUUUCUUGUACUAUUGGAGUGUAUAUGUGGGAUUCUUUUUCGUUGGAAGCUUUGGUAGGAAUGUCCUCGGAACAAGCCAGUCGACGAGUAUCACCCUGCUUAUGGUAUUAAAUGGAGUUGGAAUUGUAGGAAGAGUUGUGCCCAAUUAUGUGGCGCAGAAAUGGACAGGUCCUUUGAAUCUGAUGCUGCCUUGUGUUGCUGUUGCUUUCAUUGUGCUAUAUUGCUGGAUUGCAGUGGACUCGGUUGCUGGGCUUUGGGUGUUCACAGUCGUCUAUGGAUUUGCUGCACAUGCUUUACAAGCUCUCUAUCCGGUCGUGUUGACCAGUCUUACCUCGGACCAGAAGAAAGCUGGGGUCAGGGCAGGAAUGGGAUUUACGAUAGCAGGAUUCGCUGUGCUCACCGGCCCACCGAUUGCAGGUGCUCUGGUACAGAAAGCUGGUGGGAGUUAUCUGGGUCUUCAAUUAUUUUCAGCUACGAGCAUGUUGGCAUCUGCGUUGGUGUUUGCAAGCGUACGAUGUCCAAGCAGCUUUGGUCACUCCACGGUCUCUACUGAGAAAUUCUUCUGUGGCAACCUUUCCUUCUCCCACAAAUCUCAGAACCGUCGCAGUCCCCCCCACUACCCUCACUCUCCUCUUUGUCAACACGAACCCUCAGGAGCGCUCAAGCCCUCGAACUCCCUACCACUCUUCAUUCUCAGACACAAAAUCAUGGCUCCACGAGGCAGAGGAGGAAAAUUCUCCAAACCAUCCAGAGGAGGUGGAAAGAAGUUUUCUCGGGAUCUUCAACCUCUCGAUAAAGAAGGCAACCCUAUUGGAAUGUGGCGUGAGCCAGGCGCGGCUGCUGAUGACUCGUCGGAAGAGGACGAAGAAUCGUCCGAAGAGGAAUCCUCUGAUGAUGAUGGUGCUCCUGGUGCUUCCGGCGGUGCCGCUGGUGAAACCAGCCGAGAACAACGACGAGAACAAGCACGUUUGAAGAAGCAAGCUGCAAUUGCCAAGAAGAACAAGAAAGGAGCAGAAGUCGGCGACAUGCCCACCAGUUCUGAGGAUGAGGAUGAGGAUGAUGACGAGGAUAUGCCUGCCAAUCCCAACCACACCCAAAAAGCCAGAUCGCAAGCCCGUGCCGUAACUGGUACUAGCGGAGAGACUGAUGCUCCUCGAAAGGCUGACAAGGAGAACCUGAGUCGCCGAGAGCGUGAAGCACUGGCCGCUCAACAGGCUAAGGAACGAUAUCAGAAACUACACGCUGAGGGCAAGACCGACGAAGCCAAGGCCGACCUCGCCAGAUUGAAGCUUAUCCGAGAACAGAGAGAUGCUGCGGCGGCGAGGAAGCAGGCUGAGAAGGACGAAAAGGAUGAAAUGGAGAAGGAGAAAGCUGACAGAGACGAGAAACGACGAUUGGCUGCCAUGGGUGAUGCUUCCAAGAAGAAGCCUAUUGCCAAAGCCAAGAAGUGA
Molecule: messenger RNA, 2319 nt
Organism: Exophiala bonariae
Lineage: Eukaryota; Fungi; Ascomycota; Eurotiomycetes; Chaetothyriales; Herpotrichiellaceae
Exons: 5
Coding region: 1-2319 (772 amino acids)
Biological process (GO): transmembrane transport
Cellular component (GO): membrane
Molecular function (GO): transmembrane transporter activity
Source: RefSeq, a predicted model, not a curated record